Messenger RNA from Cinclus cinclus, 723 nucleotides. Its product is annotated as mas-related G-protein coupled receptor member A-like. NCBI's taxonomy places the organism in Eukaryota, Metazoa, Chordata, Aves, Passeriformes, Cinclidae. Gene Ontology annotation, molecular function: G protein-coupled receptor activity. Gene Ontology annotation, biological process: G protein-coupled receptor signaling pathway. The record is from RefSeq and is a predicted model, not a curated record. Gene Ontology annotation, cellular component: membrane.
AUGCAGCUCCUGAGCAGCUCCCUGCAGUGGGAAGGGUUCAGUGGGGAGGACUUCUGCCACCAGCUGGGCCCGGACAGGGCUGUGACAGCUGGGCUGAACAUCACCAUCCUCGUGGCUUUCCCUGCUGGUAUCUAUUCUCUGACAGCCUUCAGUGCUCUGACAGCUCUGUUUGUCCUCCCCGUGUCCUUCUGGCCCUGCCACUGAUCCCAGUGCUUCCCGGUGCUCCUGUGUGCCCCUCUCUGGCUCCUCUCCUUCCUGCUCCCUGUCACCCUCUAUUUCCACCCUUUGGUGCUCAUGGCCUUGGUCCUGACCUACCUCUUCUCAGUGCACCUGACCUGUUCUGGUCUCGCCCUGCUGGCCAGGCUCCUGUGCUGCUCAUGGAAACAGCUCCCACGGGAGCUCUGUGCCCUGCUCCUGCUGCCUGUCAUCUCCUUGCCCUUCUUCAGUGCUCAUUUUGGGUACUGCCUCUUGCUGAGGCCAUUUGAUUUCUCUGUCUUUGCCCUCAGCACCUCUCUCCCAUCCACCUGUGCCAACAGCAGUGCCCACCCUCUGAUUUACAUCCUGGCUGGGAGCUGUGCAAAGGAAUUCACCCUCUCUGGUAGUGUUGCCUUCCAGAGGGCUUUUGAGGAUGUGCCAGAGCCACGGAGUAGAGACAACAUUGGUUGGGAAUCAUCAUCCAGUCGAAUCAUCGUGAAACAGAAUCAUCAUAAAACAGAACCAUAA